AUGGAGGAUAUUGAAUCCAUGAGACAGGAGCUGCCUGAGAGGAUCCAUGCGAAAGACCGCAAGGACGGAAACACACUUCAUCCCCCCUCCCCCACCCCAUUAUCGUUUCAAGGACGGCUACCAGUGACGAGGGGACUUGGGGCAAGAUCGCGUCGCGAAGAUCCCAGCGACACCGAAGAUCUCCAAGGAAGUACACCAACUCUUUCUUGGGUCUUUAUACUUUAUAUUUUAAUAAGAAGUCAUAAUCAAAUAAAGGCAUAUCAAGCCAAAUUGCGUCGCGAAGAUAUUAAGAAUCCAUACCACCUCGUUCAAAGCCUACCCGAAUCCAUGCCACGUCGUCCAAACACCACAAGGUCACCAUCGCCGUGCCACCCUCCACAGAUUACCAGGUACGCACUCCCCUUCCGUAAUUCCGCUAACGAUAUCCAGAACAUCGAUGCUGUCCUCCUGCAUCUCAAUCCGUACACGAGUAGCCGAGCAGCACCAGCACGCACGCAAUCCAGAGACUCCCAACCUGCUCAAAUUCUACCCUUCCAUCUAACGACCUACUACACCUACCGGUACAAGGGACCCCCGCUAAUACCCUUUGUUGUAGCGUGCUCCGCUCCCAAGACUCCAGGCCAUCCCGAGGCAAGUCCAUCCACAUCCACAUCCCCAUACCCCCCUUCUUUCCCUCUCCAUCUGCUAACCCAGCACCGGAGAGGAGGAGGUCCACCACCACCACCACAGACAGACAGACAGACAGACAGCCAAGAACCAGCGGCCGACCCGGUGUUCUCGUCUUCGGAUUGA
Molecule: messenger RNA, 792 nt
Organism: Drepanopeziza brunnea f. sp. 'multigermtubi' MB_m1
Lineage: Eukaryota; Fungi; Ascomycota; Leotiomycetes; Helotiales; Drepanopezizaceae
Source: RefSeq, a predicted model, not a curated record